Molecule: messenger RNA, 1730 nt
Organism: Mugil cephalus (flathead mullet)
Lineage: Eukaryota; Metazoa; Chordata; Actinopteri; Mugiliformes; Mugilidae
Product: ectonucleoside triphosphate diphosphohydrolase 2-like
Exons: 9
Coding region: 26-1528 (500 amino acids)
Biological process (GO): nucleoside diphosphate catabolic process
Cellular component (GO): plasma membrane
Molecular function (GO): GDP phosphatase activity; UDP phosphatase activity
Source: RefSeq, a predicted model, not a curated record
AAAGCACCAAACACCAAGCGCACUCAUGGCUCUCAGAUUCUCCCAAACCAUACCUGCGGCUGUUCUACUGAUUCUUGCAGUAAUCGGGAUUCUGCUGAUGGUCAUUCCUUGCAAAGAUGUGCUGGUUCCUCCUGAAAACAUGUAUGGAAUUGUGCUGGAUGCAGGCUCCUCUCACACCUCUAUGUACAUCUACAAAUGGCCAGCUGACAAGCAAAAUGGCACUGGUAUCGUUAGUGAGCACGACGAGUGUCAUGCAGAAGGCGGAGGGAUAUCCAGCUAUGCAGGUGUUCCUGGUGGUGCAGCUAAAAGUCUGGAGGCAUGUCUGGAAAAAGCUGUGAAGAUCAUCCCCAAGGCCAGGCACAGCCAAACUCCACUCUGUCUGGGAGCAACAGCGGGCAUGAGGCUCCUGGACCUAGUCAACUCUACAGAGUCCCAACAAGUUCUCAGAGAAGUCAAAAGAAAACUGCAAUCAUACCCGUUCAACUUCAAAGAGGCGGUCAUCCUGAGCGGGCAGGACGAGGGAGCGUAUGGCUGGGUUACAGUCAACUAUUUACUGGGGAACUUUGUCAAGUAUGGUUUUGUGGGCAAAUGGCUGAAUCCAGGCAAGACGACAAUCGGAGCUUUGGAUUUAGGCGGAGCAUCCACUCAGAUUACAUUUGAAACCUCGGAGAAGAUAGAAGACCCACAUAAUGCGAAGGCGCUAAGGCUUUACGGACAAAACCACACACUUUACACCCAGAGCUUCCUGUGCUAUGGCCAAGACCAAUUUCUCAGAAAACUGCUGGCUCUACUCAUCAAGAAUGCAGGUAUAACGUCCCAAGUAUCCCACCCCUGCUACCCCCGACAGUUCAACAUGACUAUCAAGCUAGGGGAGGACGUCUUUGAUUCACCAUGUACUAAGGAGUACAAACCACCUAAAUUUGACCGUAACAAGGUUGUUACAGUUGUGGGAACCGGAGAUUACCAGACCUGCCUGGACAGCGUAAAGGAAAUGUUCUCCUUUGACAACUGCUCUUUCUCCAGGUGCUCCUUUAACGGAGUCUUCCAGCCCAAAGUGACAGGAAACUUCAUGGCGUUCUCUGCUUUCUUCUUCUCUCAUAGCUACCUCACCCGCCUCACCAACAUCACUAUCACUUCUCCCCACAACAUGAAGAAAGCAACCCGUCUCGUCUGCAAUAUGACCAUUUCUGAGAUGAUGGCAAAGACAAAGCAGGCAGCAAAAUACAUGAAGAAUGUCUGUGCCGUAUCCCACUUUGUCCAGGUCCUCUUAAUGGAGGGCUACCAUUUUGAUGAAGCUUCCUUCCCUUCUAUCUCUUUCCAGAAAAAGGCAGAAGGAGCAUCUGUAGGCUGGGCUUUGGGAUACAUGCUGAACAUAAGCAACACUGUGCCUACAGAGAGUCUUGCACUGGGUAAAGCUCUGACCCCAGGGGCAUUCACUGGUGUCCUUAUCAUCUUCAUCAUUCUCAUUUUCAUUACAAUAGGCUACUGUCUAUGGACAUACAAAAAGUCAAAAUCGCAGGAUUUGUAAGUGCAAGGAUACACACCAUCAUGUCCAGUUAGUAUUCACUGAAAGUACUGUAUGCACAUGUUCACACAUAAAAAUAUUUUGUUGCCACUAAUAUGUAAUAAGUGAGGUAAUUAACAUGGUAAAAUGUGUCCUGAGCAAUUUUCUUUGAAAAAAUGAUGUAAUACAAUAAAAGCUUUGAACAACAACAAUUGAAAUCCAUGAA